CCAUGACUUUUUUGGGUCCCCUGAGGCACCUGUUGGAUUUACCAGCCUCGCUGUGCUGUUUCAGGGUGGUUUUGACCUGAGCAGUUUACGUUAUCUGUUGAAAUAACGCAUGGGAGGCAUAUCAAGCUCUCCCUGGGGCCCUUUGCGAACUUGCUGCAGGGGGUAAUGCUUUUUAAUUAAACAAUGGACUAAACUUCUCCGGCGGAACUUCUCCCGGUGUAAACGUUACAUCGCUCUUUUAUGUUAAUGGGAAAUCCGAGUGAAGCAGAAAUGUGACAACACUUGCUGCGAGUCUUCAGAGCGUUGACAGCUCCGGGUUUGCCCGUGCAAGGGCAACCGAACGGACAAGGAAACCCCGAGGAUCAGGGCCUAAUGUCCGGAUGACACCGGCAGGACCCAGCGGCCACACUGCUCAUCUUAGCUAGCAUUAGCUAAGCUAACAAAUGUCUUCCCUGGAUUCGAAAUGACGGCCAAGGCUAAAUGGAUAACUUUAUUUUUGACAACUUUAUUUGAAAUGUCAGGGAGUUGUUAAAGAGUUUUCUGUUUCCGGAUGGACGGACACCAUCCGCUGUAGGACUGCGAGUGACUGACAACUGCGAGAGGUUCUCCAGGCAUGAUGGAAGGACUUCACAGCCAGGCUAUAAGCCUGGACCCACGCAGGCAGGAACUGCUGGAAGCUCGUUUCACUGGAGUCGGUGUGGCCAAGAGUUCAGCCAACAGUGAAUCCUCCAACCAGUCUUUGUGCAGUGCAGGAUCACUUAGUGACAAGGAACUGGAGACACCUGAGAAGAAGUCCAAUGACCAGAGAUGCAGGAAGAGAAAAGGAGACAUCUACGACAGCAACAGCCCGGGAAAAGGGAGAGGGCAGAAAAUUAGUGAUUAUUUUGAGUUUGCUGGUAGCAGUGGCUCUGGCACCAGUCCGGCCCGGGGCGUCCCCAUGCUGGUGCGCUCCUCUCCGCAGCACUCACUGUCUAAUCCCCUGUUUCAGCAAGGCAGUCCAUCGUCCACAGGCUCAGCCCACACAGACUCUUCGUCUUGUAGCUCUGUGAAGACGGCCCCCACACACUUAUGCUCACACAAAGCCAUCCAGUCGGAACUGACGCUGCUGAAACUGACAGCACUGGAGAAGGGAAAGAACUCUGACCUGGAGAAGAAAGAGGGAAGGAUUGACGACCUGCUAAGGGCUAACUGUGACUUGAGGCGGCAGGUAGAUGAGCAGCAGAAGAUGUUGGAGCGUUACAAGGAGCGGCUCAACAAGUGUGGGACCAUGAGCAAGAAGCUUCUUAUUGAGAAAUCAAAGCAGGAGAAGAUGGCUUGCAGGGACAAGAGCAUGCAGGAUCGUCUGCGUCUGGGCCACUUCACCACCGUACGGCACGGAGCCUCCUUCACCGAGCAGUGGACCGACGGAUAUGCCUUCCAGAACCUCAUCAAGCAGCAGGAGCGAGUCAACACGCAGCGGGAGGACAUUGAGAGGCAGAGGAAGUUGCUGGGAAAGAGGAAACCUCCCUCUAUGGCCCAGACGCCUCCAGCCAGCCUGGAACAGAACAAACGAAAGAGCAGGAGCAACGGGCAGGAGAGUGAAGCGUUGUCACUGGCAGAAUAUCAUGAGCAAGAGGAGAUUUUUAAACUUCGAAUCGGUUAUCUCAAAAAGGAAGAAGCUGAGAUGCAGGCUGAACUGGAGCAUUUGGAGCGAGUGAGAAACCUGCACAUUCGGGAGCUGAAGAGAAUCCAUAACGAGGACAACUCGCAAUUUAAAGACCAGCCUACGCUGAAUGAGCGAUAUCUGCUAUUGCAUUUACUGGGAAGAGGUGGCUUUAGUGAAGUUUUUAAGGCUUUUGAUUUGACAGAGCAAAGGUAUGUGGCCAUUAAAAUCCAUCAACUAAACAAGAACUGGAGGGAGGAGAAGAAGCACAACUACCACAAACAUGCCUGUAGAGAGUACAGAAUCCACAAAGAACUCGACCACCCUAGAAUCGUGAAACUCUACGACUAUUUUUCACUCGACACGGAUUCGUUCUGCACAGUGCUGGAGUACUGUGAAGGCAAUGACCUGGACUUCUACUUGAAGCAGAAUAAGCUGAUGAGCGAGAAGGAGGGCCGCUCUAUCGUCAUGCAGAUUGUCAACGCCCUCAAGUACCUCAACCAAAUUCGCCCACCCAUCAUCCACUACGACCUCAAGCCCGGAAACAUCCUGUUAGUUAACGGCACAGCUUGUGGAGAGAUAAAAAUUACUGACUUUGGCCUGUCCAAGAUCAUGGAUGAUGACAGCUACAACUCUACAGAUGGCAUGGAGCUCACCUCUCAAGGAGCAGGAACCUACUGGUAUCUUCCUCCGGAGUGCUUUGUGGUGGGGAAGGAGCCCCCCAAAAUAUCCAACAAAGUAGAUGUUUGGUCAGUAGGAGUCAUCUUCUAUCAAAGCUUAUAUGGACGCAAGCCUUUUGGUCACAACCAGUCACAGCAGGACAUCCUUCAAGAAAACACCAUACUAAAAGCCACUGAGGUGCAAUUUCCCCCCAAACCUGUGGUGACUGCAGAAGCAAAGGCCUUCAUCAGACGUUGCCUGGCUUAUCACAAGGAGGGCCGUGUGGAUGUGCUGCAGUUGGCCAGCGACCCCUUCCUAAUGCCCCACAUUCGCAAAGCCCUGGCCAGCAGCACGCCUCAGGCCCCCCCGCUUCCCUCCACCUCCGGCUGCUACGGCAGCAGUGCCUCCAACUGAAACCGUAAUGAAGCCACGCCGAGACAUUAACACACUUGAUCAAACGCCUCCUUUGGUCAAUGGAUUGGAAGCUGGCAGAAAGCAUGAUGGGAUGUAGGUAAAAGCGUCGAUGGAACCAAAAAGAUGGAUGCCGUGGUGAUAGAAAUGAAUUGUGCCCACCACAAUCAUGCAAGUGCUAAAGAUGAAGGGCCAGUGUGUGGAUGUGGGCUCCGUAGAACCCAAAGAUGUGCCCAUAUGCAUGCACUAACAAAAACCUUUCUUACCUGAUGAUAAGUCUGCCCCAGUUACUAUAAGAAUAGUAAAAGCACCCAGAAAAUUGCACAAGCGACAGGCUGAGAAGUACAGUAUGUGUGGGAAAUCUAUUAGAAGUAUUACAUCACCUCAUUCUGCUUAAAAGGCGUCGUCUAUCAAGAGUUUGCCAGAACUAAAGUGGUAGUUUCAAAUAUGUAUCCCCACAGGCUGGAAUGAGGGACUUUUUGGAAGGGCUCAUGCAGAUGAUAAGGAAUUACUGAUGACCAAAGUUGAAGGUCUACCUUGUUGGCCGUGGCACUAUUAGAGGUCUAUAAAUGACUAAAUAUUUUACUGGAUAACUGGAAGUCGGCUUAUUUUAAUUAAGUCCCUAUUUUUCCAAGAAAUGUACUCCCUCUAAUGUUUUUGUUAACAUUAUAGGGGGCCGGCUGACUGAGUGCUGUAAUGAGUUAAGAUUAUACAGAAAUAAAUAUGAAACCAUUAAAAAUGUUGACUAACUUUGCUGGGUUUUUUUGGGGGGGGUGAGAGGAGUGGACAUUAGGUACAUUUAUUGCAAAUUAAAAUAUUUAAGAGUUGCACUGGUAUUUUCACCACCAUUGUUUGAUUCAUUCAAUGCUAUUGGUAUAUGCAUUUCAAUUUAAGCUCUUCAGACUUUUUCAGUGUG
Pungitius pungitius (ninespine stickleback) is the source of this 3629-nucleotide messenger RNA. RefSeq names its product serine/threonine-protein kinase tousled-like 2. Gene Ontology annotation, biological process: chromosome segregation; peptidyl-serine phosphorylation; intracellular signal transduction. Lineage: Eukaryota; Metazoa; Chordata; Actinopteri; Perciformes; Gasterosteidae. Bases 614 to 2716 code for a protein of 700 amino acids. The transcript has 21 exons. The record is from RefSeq and is a predicted model, not a curated record. Gene Ontology annotation, molecular function: ATP binding; protein serine/threonine kinase activity. Gene Ontology annotation, cellular component: perinuclear region of cytoplasm; nucleus.